AUGCCUCUGCAAUACCCGCUUUUGUUCCCUUUUGGUGAGGAAGGUUGGUCUCCCCGUUUGAAGCUUGCGAAUCAGAGAGGUGCAAAUGCUCAGAAUCUAACCGUGAAUAUGUAUUACGCAUAUCAUAUCCAUGCCCGCCAGCAUAUAUGGUCUCCAAUUAUCAGCUCAUCACGUCUCUUUCAGCAAUAUCUGGUAGAUGUGUAUACGUGUAUAGAGGAAAGUCGUUUGGAUUACAUUGUCAGACAUCAAUCAAAUCUUCGUUCGGAUUAUGUGAGUGGCCUGUACGAUGCGCUUUCUAAGGGUGAUAGAGAUGCAGGGUCUAUUGGAAAACGGAUUUUUUUGCCAGCAUCAUUCACUGGAGGUCCCCGUUUCAUGUACAGUCAUUAUCUAGACGCUUUAUCCAUAUGUAGAGUGUAUGGGAAUCCACAGUACUUUAUCACCUUUAUAUGCAAUGUCAAAUGGCCAAAGAUCACCCGGUAUAUGGAUACACAUCACCAAACCGAUACGCAUAGUAGAGCAGACAUAAUAAGUCGAGUGUUCAAUAUAAAAGUUUGUGAAUUCAUCCAGUUUCUUAAAGAGGACAAAACCUUUGGCGAUGUUGAAGCAUAUCUUUACACUAUUGAAUUCCAAAAAAGAGGCCUUCCACAUUGUCAUACAUUACUGUGGGUAUCAACAAAGGACCGUAUAAAAAAUGCAAGCGACGUUGAUAACUAUAUAACUGCCGAGCUACCGGAUCCAGUUAAUGAGUCAAAUUUGUACAAUACCAUAACAACUUGUAUGAUCCACGGUCCAUGCGGACCACUUAACCAAAAGGCAGCAUGUAUGAAGGAAGGAAAAUGUAAUAAACACUUUCCUAAACCGUUUCUCGAUGCAACUUUUUUUGACACAGAUGGAUACGUACAUUACAAACGCAAUCCAACUGCACACCACACUACUCAAUUUGGACAGAUUCUUGAUAAUGGAUACAUUGUACCAUACAACAAAAGACUAUGUUCACGGUUCCGUGCACAUAUAAAUGUUGAGUAUUGUGGAUGGAGCAUGUUGAUUAAGUAUCUGUUUAAGUACAUUUCCAAAGGUGCAAAUCGUGUAAAAUAUACCAUCCAAAAACAGGGAAAUACCGAUAUUGCAUCUACCUCAUUGCCUACUGCCAUUCAUCAGAGAGGGACGAAUCAUGAUUGUCGUCCAAUAAAUGAGGUACAAAAUUAUGUGGAUGGCCGGUAUAUCUAUCCACAUGAGGCAGCGUGGCGGAUAUUAGAUUUUCACAUACAUCGUCGAUAUCCACCGGUUCAGGUUCUUACGAUUCAUGAAGAAAAUAUGCAACAAAUCGUCUUUAAUGGGGACAGUUCCAUACCUUAG
Lactuca saligna is the source of this 1356-nucleotide messenger RNA. NCBI's taxonomy places the organism in Eukaryota, Viridiplantae, Streptophyta, Magnoliopsida, Asterales, Asteraceae. The record is from the annotation of a GenBank genome assembly.